CUUGUACCUUGGUUUGCUCUAAAUGUGAGAAUACCAAAAGAAAAGAAAAAAGUUUAAAAUAAACGUGAACUGUCCAUGACUCUCUGUGUGCAAACACAACUGCAGCCUUCACCGUCCACACAGCCGCAGGUAACUCAGGUAAGCUCCGUGACGUCAUCCAUACCGGAAGUGGACAGAGGGGCAGCCGUGCGGUUUGGACUUUCUGCUCCAGCGCUGUUGGAACAGUUACUCGAAAAUUGCGGACAUUGUUUUAUUCGGAGGAAAGCGUCUUUCCCAGUAGAGAGAUGUGCAACUUUGAUAAGGACAAAGGCCCAAGGAGGCUGAUGCAAAAAGGGCUUGCGCUCAUCAUGGUCGGCCAUAUUAACUUCAUCCUGGGAGCUAUUGUCCAUGGCAGUAUCCUUCGCCACAUUUCCAAACCCAGCCAGCAUAUCUCCACUGAAUACACCGUAGCCAACAUCAUCGCUGUCACCUCCGGCCUCCUGAGCAUUGCCAGUGGGAUUAUUGCCAUUGUGGUAACGAGGAACCUUCAUAAUCUCAAACUGCAAAUAGGACUUCUGAUUGCCUCAUUCCUAAACACCUUGAUCUCGGCGGCAUGCUGCACUGGGCUCCUCUUGGCCAUCAGUAUCACUGUGGCCCACAAUGGGGAGGGUUUGAUGACAGGAUGCAAUGACACAGAGAUUCCCAUCAAUGCUCGCUCACCUAUCAGUGCCCGCUGUCCAUUUGAUACUACACGGAUCUACGACACCACCUUGGCUUUGUGGAUCCCCUGUGCUGUGCUGGCAGCAGCUGAGGCUGGACUGUCGGUGUGGUGCUUCAUCGCUGUACUGGCUCUCAGAGGGCUGCCACCCUGUGGGAACAGCUACAUCAAAGAGCAGCUGGAGGAAGAGGCUGAGUGCUCUCCCCAAAGCCGACGCCUGAUGGGACGACGCUUCAAUCCUGAAGCAUAACUGAACAAAAAGGAGAAACACAGCUAAAUCCCAAAAUGCAUCACUGCUCCUGAUCACAGACUGAUAGGUUUUCUCCAACAGCCAGUUAGGUGAGUGUCACUGUAGUCGUGGAGUACAGGAAUGGACUCUUGCUGAGUGUUACAGUGAAUUCACAUACAGUGAAGCUGUGAGCUGAAUACAGCAGGGCCGAUUUAAUCUGGUGUAUCAGUGCCUAAUGAAACCCAGCAAUGGUAAGUUAAUCUACAGUGACAUAUCUAAUAACUGAUAUGUACGUUUUAGUCGGUGCAUUCCAAAGAUCACAUCUUUCUGCAUAGAUAUUGGAACUCAGUGUGCAUAUAAAUGUGUUAAAGCUCGUUUCUCCUUUCCGUCUCAUCAGUAUCCCUUCUUGACUGUGUGGAUUCAGUGAUAUCGAAAAUGUCGUGCUAAGCAUGUCUUUCCAUAUGAAGAAACCUUUAUUCUUGAAGAAAACAUACAAUAUAUCUAACAAAAACAUAUUUUAUUUUUUAGCUGAAUUAUGUAUAUUUUAGUUAACGUGAAUUCUUUCUCCAGCAAAAUCAGUUUUAUUCCAAUGUUUUUAUAUUUUACUGUUUGUCCAGAUUCCGAACCACUCCAUUGUAUUGAAGAUGUCUGUAACAGACCAUACAUAUAAAUUGUGCCGCUUAUGAAUGUUGGUAAAUUCUAAUGUGGAGCCAUGUCAUGUAAACUGUGUGAUGCUGUGAUUUGGUGUAAAACAAUGAAAACAGUCAGUUGCCUUUAUGUCCAUGCAGAUACAGUAUUUGGCUAAAAGCUACAUUAGGCAGACUGAGCUUCUUGCAAAUGCUUUGUACUGAUAGAUAAUUAUAGUAAGUGCAGCAAGUGACAUGUCCUUAGAUGUUCAUUAGUUUACUCUGUGACUUACCGUAGUAGGCAAACAUUAGCUUGUUGAACGCACCACAGAUACAGCAAUUGUGCUAUAGUUUAUAUACUUACUGAAUAUUUAGACUUUUCAAAUUUUUUCUACCACAUUAUUAUUCGAUAGAUGUUUUGUUUUUUUAAUCACAUUUUAUUAUUAUUAUUAUUAUUUGCCUUUGGUCAGACAUUUGAAGUGAUAAACUGAUAUGGAAAUUAAAAAUUUUAUCUACAUGAAUACGCAAUUGCGGAAGACGUCAUCACUGUCAUGCAUUUCCGACUGCUAAAACACAACGCCAUGUGGAUAGCAGGAGGAUGUUUAGGAAAUACACUCUGUACUGCCUGAAUUAAAGAUAAUGUGGACUUCAAA
Molecule: messenger RNA, 2205 nt
Organism: Stegastes partitus (bicolor damselfish)
Lineage: Eukaryota; Metazoa; Chordata; Actinopteri; Pomacentridae
Gene: krtcap3
Product: keratinocyte associated protein 3
Exons: 6
Coding region: 285-947 (220 amino acids)
Source: RefSeq, a predicted model, not a curated record